AUGGGGGGAGAUUUGAACCUGAAAAAGUCAUGGCAUCCUUCACUGAUGAGCAAUCAGAAGAAGGUGUGGGAAGAGGAACAGAAAGCGCUUGAGGAGCGGAAGAAGGUCGAUCAAAUUCGCAAAGAGCGUGAAGAAGAACGCCAGAUACAGGAAUUGCAAGAGUUGCAAGAGGCUGCGGGUGGAAAGAAGAGACAGUCGCGGGUGGACUGGAUGUAUCAAGGACCCUCGACUGGACAGACUGGGACAAGCGAGGAGACCGAAGCAUUUCUGCUAGGCAAGCGCAGGGUCGACACAUUGUUACAGGGGAAAGAGAAGGAGAGUCUGCAGAAGGCGACGACUCAGGAAUCAUUCUUGGCCGUACAAAACGCAAAUACUGCCAGAGAUACUGCUUCGAAGAUCCGAGAUGACCCUCUCCUUGCAAUCAAGAAACAAGAACAAGCAGCCUACGAAGCGAUGAUGAACGACCCGGUCAAGAGACGCAUGUUAUUGAGAGCCGCCGGGCAAGAACAAGAAGAGCCAGAACGCGAGCGCAAGCGGAGGAAACACCAUCACUCUUCCCACCCUGAUCGAGAUGCGCAGUCUCGGCAUCGCUCGAGGCACAGGUCUUCUAGAGAUGACGAUCGGUCACGCCACGAGCGCUCGAGCAGGCGUCGGUACGAAAGUCGAAGUCCUAGCGAAUCGCAGUCGCGCUCACCAGAGAGGAGGUCUUACAGACAUGAGUCAAGCAGAAAGAGACAGCGCUCACGUUCCCCUGGCAGAAGAAUUAGAUCGCGAUCUCCAUACCGUGAACGUCAUGCUGAAAAGUCCCUGCACAAAGCACGCAGUUGGCACGACAAUCGACGCAGGUCUCCUUCUCGUUCAAGCUCUACCCCUCGGCGGGGAUCAUCUCCGGCUCCCGAUAACGAUCGAGCUGCAAAGUUAGCUGCCAUGCAACAAGACGCGUCAGAGUUGGAUCUGCAAAGGCAACGCCGUAUGCGGGAAAUUGAAACGCGCGAACAGCAAGCCGCACAGCAGGAGGACAGAGCACGUGCACGCAACGCCCGCUAUGCUGACGGUUCGUUGAAGCCGCGACUAAUCGCGAAGGCUGGGGACUUCGACGACGAUUUCGUCGCGAUCACUGCUGUGUCCUGGGACAAAUCGAGGUUCGCUAAGAACGAUCUUGAAGAUGUCUGCCAUCGAUACGAGAAGGAAGAUGAUGUCUGGUGUCGCAGCUUCCUGUCCUUUGUCAUUCUCCUCCAACCAUCUAAGAUGAAAUGUACCACAAGCAGCAAGAGAGUCUUUGCGAUUGACAACACCAAAGCCAAGAUACCAGCUGGUCCUCUCGUCGUCGAAAGAUCGACAGGCCACAUCUUCAUGGUGGCAAAGUUGGAGGCUGACACCCACUGCGCCUUUGUUAGCUCAAUCGUCCCAAGCAACAAGCACAAGAAGGGUUUCGUCGAGUACAUGAGGUCAGAGGAGGUCGUGGUACCACUACCCUCCAAGCUAUACUUUCCUAAGCUUGAAUCCAAGCCUCUCAAUGGCAUACGGGUCGCCGUGAAAGACAGUAUAGCCUUGAAGGGCCUGCCAACCUCCUUCGGUAGCAAAGCCUGGCUCGAAACCUAUCCUGCUGAAAUUGCCACAGCACCAUGCAUCCAGAAGUUGAUGGACGCAGGAGCCGUGAUUGUUGGCAAGGUGAAGUCAACCGAAUUUGCUGAAGGUCUCCACCCAAGUGACUGGAUCGACACAACGUGCCCUUUCAAUCCUCGCGGUGAUGGACAACAGAGUGCGUCCUCAUCUAGUGCCGGUAGUGCGUCUGCUGUGGCUGCAUACGACUGGUUGGAUGUAUCCGUCGGCACUGACACUGGUGGAAGUAUCAGACAUCCAGCUGCAGUUAGUGGUCUUUAUGGACAGCGACCCACUCAUGGUAGAGUUGAUCUUGCUGGCGUGCUCGGAGCGACUGACUUGUUCAACACAGUCGGUAUCUUCGCACGAGACGUAGAUACCUUCAGCAAAGUGGGUGGUUUCCUCGUGGACUCAACUCAACCUGAACGUGCACUGGUGAGUCAACGCAAGUUCAACUUGUUGUACCCGACUCGAGCUCCGCAGAGCGAGAACCCUGAUCCUCACUAUCACGGUCAGCAUCGAUGGUUUCCACAUCCGGAAGUCGAUCAGUCGACAUGGUCAGAAGCCGAGAAGCGAAUCGAGCAAACAGUACUAAACAUGGAAAAACUACUUGAUUGCAAACGCAUCCCAUUCAACAUCAACGAGCUUUGGCGUGCAACUCCGGUUAUUGGCCAGCCCAAGUCGUUGGAUGAGGCAGUCGGACACGUAUAUUCCGCAAUAACCACAUCUUCGGCAUUGCAUACUGGCAUUGAUGAGUUUGUCGCAACCUACAAGCAGAACAACGGAGGUGAAGAACCACCCAUGGCUGCCAUCGUCAAGGCUCGUUUGGAAUACGGACGAAAGGUGACUCCCGAAGCUAUUGCCAGCGCACUUGAAGCAACCCAAGCUUUUCGAGAAUGGACAGAGAACACUCUGUUCGGCUCAUACGAUCGCGAGGCCACAACUUUACUCAUCUUUCCACAAACAUGUGGACGUCCUGAUUAUAGAGACGAGAUCCCCAGCUACACUGAACUGUUCAACAACACUUUCAGUAUUUAUGCUUUUGGUUAUCUGGUUGGUUGCCCUGACUACACCUUGCCAGUCGCUGAAGUGCCGUUUGAGUCACGCAUCACUGGCCAGACUGAAUAUCUACCUGCAUCAAUUAGUCUGAUUGGUCGUCCUGGAACCGACCUUGAGCUCUUCGAUGUGGUCGAAUAUUUGCGUGAGAAUGGAGCGCUAUCAGACUUGACCGCUGGCUCGCGAAUGUUCGUAUAG
Messenger RNA from Lithohypha guttulata, 2856 nucleotides. RefSeq lists its product as uncharacterized. Bases 1 to 2856 code for a protein of 951 amino acids. Lineage: Eukaryota; Fungi; Ascomycota; Eurotiomycetes; Chaetothyriales; Trichomeriaceae. The transcript is spliced from 2 exons. The record is from RefSeq and is a predicted model, not a curated record.